Molecule: messenger RNA, 1145 nt
Organism: Bolinopsis microptera
Lineage: Eukaryota; Metazoa; Ctenophora; Tentaculata; Lobata; Bolinopsidae
Exons: 8
Coding region: 52-807 (251 amino acids)
Source: RefSeq, a predicted model, not a curated record
UGUGACCUGGAUCAGAAUAUUUUCUUCGACUUCAGUUUUCAAAAUGAGAACAUGAGUGGAAGCAGGACAGAAAUGUUCGCAGGGUUAACUGUAACACGACAGUUAAGACCACUUGGUUCCGAUGGCUUCCGCAGGAGAUGUUGGUUGCACAUGAGAGCCAGGUUCCCUACUCUCGAAGCGGUUCCCGAAAUAAAACGAGCUGUGGCACGUUUCUGCCAUAUCGAGGAAAGUGGCGUACACUCUGAUUGGGUGAGGGAGGUCCAGCUACGAUAUAAGAAAUAUGCUGUUGACAAGAAAUGCAAGAGGAAGGGGGCAGCAGUGAAGCAGAGAGCAGCAUCGGAUCAUCCCCCAGUUACUGCUGCUGGUACCCAGACAGAUCCACUGCACGCAUUGCACUGCAAGGAUUGUGUGACCAAUGCCAUGCGGCAUGUCCUGGACGAAAAGGCGGCGGAAAUUGCGGAGAUGAGGACCAAUCUCCUCCUCCACCAAGCACCCUCUCCGACCCCAGCACCCGUCAGCAGUAUCCUGAUCAGAACCCCUGACCCCAUCCGCUCUCGCUCGCGAACUCCCUCCGUCAGUUCAAAUGGGCCAGGACCGUCCCGUUCCAGUCACGGUACACCAGUCUGUGCUGUGCAACCACGAUCACGGAUUAAUUCAGCAGCAUCCAGUAUCAGUGCGGACAACUGGGGGCCCGAAUCUGUCAUAGAAGCCAGAGUCCGCAUGGCUGCUGAGAGGAAAAAAAAGGCCUCUCAAAAGAAGCUCACUGCGACUGAGAUUUUCCGACAGCGUUGGGGAGGUUCAGUUUAACUAUAAAACUUGUAAAUACACUGAAUUUAUUAUUAAUUUUUGAAAAAUUAUGUGAUGUUUGUUCCGUGAUACUAACUUUUUUUUGUGACACUAAUUCAUUAACUCUAUUUGUGAUACUAAUUUAUUAACUAAUUUUAUGAUACCAAUUUUGUGACACUAAUUUUGAUAGACUGUGGGAUACUGAAGGGAAAAGAAGCAGUUCUAACGAGCUCUUCUCAAACACAAGGAUAUAUCUUGUGAACUUGGCUGGUAUAUAUGAAACAUUUGACACGGAGUUGUAGAGUGAGCUAUGUGCCUCGCCAGGGCUAAAGUAGUGAAUGACCUUGCUGUACGGCAAG